CGCCCCGUUCGUUAGCCUUCGUUUUUUUACGGACACGGACUGAAGUAGUGGCGCCCCUCGGUCCUCCCUUCAAAAGGAGACGGAGCAGCAACUGAGGCCACCAGACUCAUCCGUUUUCAUUUCUGGAUUAUAAUUAACUUUUUGAAAAGACUGAAUCCAAUAUGGGCACCAACCCAAAGAGGACAGUGACAGUGCAGAUGGUUCCUCAGCUGGCCUCGGUGGACACGCUGGGCAAUAAGGAAUCCAACGCCAACUGGGCCAACGAACCUGCCCUCACGCCCCUCUGCCCAGACCCCAUCCUCGCCGCGCCGGAUCGCACAUCGGACACCGUUUCUAUGGAUACCGCCAAUAUCACCGCGUCAAAAAUAAGCGCGACGAAAUCGGAUGGGACGGCCGGCACGGUUGCCGCUGACAAACCCACCAACGGGAGCGCGGGGGAGGCCGUCGUGAGGGCAAAGGAACACCAACCGGAUCUGUCGUGUGUCGUAAAGGAUGCGAACGCCAACACGACAGAGAUGAAGUUGGAUACACAGAUCAAUGACUGUAAGGUAAAAGACGCAGAAGAGGUAAAAACGCAAAUUAGCGCGGGGAAAAAUGUGUCUAGUCAAAACGGAAAUACGGAUAUACGGGAUACAGACAUGGCAACGCAUGACGAAUUUAUCUCAUCGCCGCCGAAGCAAAACGUGGAAUCUGCGGUCACAGCUAAAACCGAAACCACAGCUACUCCGAAAACUUCCACGCAACAAACCACCACUACGUCUUCGCAAAUCACCUCCGCCGUCGCAACGAACCAGUUACCCAGCAGCGAUCCGAGCCCCCCAGCGGCCGCGAAGGUGGGACCGGACCAACCCCCGACCCCCAAGCGCUACACCGAAGCGUCCACUAUGACCUCAGAACCUCCGCCGGCGCCGCCCGCACAGCGCCACGACAUGGAGGUCCAAGCCGUCGCCCACACGUGCACGAGAGGCGUAUGCACCAGCCCCAGCUUGCUCCCUUACGCGCCACGUCCGAGCAUAGACGCGGGGGUGAGCGCCGGCCAGUUUGGGACGGAUUCGGAUAAGCUGACGGUGGAGGCGGAGCUGUGUCCUCGGCAAAGCGGCGGCGACCUGGGAGCCAAACCUAAAGACGGUUCAGCGGCGCCUCUAUGCAACACGCAGCCAGUCUAUCAAAUCAACAUUGAACACAGUAAACACAAAGAAGAAGCUGGUAAUCAAAAAGAGACGAAUGCUGAAGCGCCCAGUUCUAAAUCGGAGGGGUCCCAAGAGAAAGGAAAGGUCAGUGCCCAGUCCGGAAAUGCUGAAGCGUCAACAAGCAAAGAGGCGAGCAAGGAGGUGGUAAGCAAAGAGGAGAGCAAAAAGAGUGACGAAGAAGACAAACAAAAAGACAAAGGCGUCCAAGAUGUAGUUUGGGACGAACAGGGGAUGACAUGGGAGGUGUACGGCGCGUCCGUCGACCCCGAAUCGCUCGGUUUCGCCAUCCAGAUCCACCUCCAGUCGAAAAUCAAGGAGCAAGAGAGGAAACUUAUAGCGCAGGCGUCUAUAAGGAAGUCUAUUUCGGACUCGCCCCAGCGCAGGAAGAGCAAGAGAAGGCAGGGGAAUUUUUUCAGGUCAAUGCUACAAAAUGUGAGAAGACCCAACUGCUGCGCGCGCCCCACUCCGUCCUCCGUCCUGGAUUAGCACCCCGGGGCGCCGCGGAGGGCACGGCCAGCUCCUCCUCCUCGUGUGAUGAUUCAAAAAUGCCAAGCGAAAAACAUUAAUGGGACAAAAAUGGGCCCUGUACUGUAAGUAAACUGGAAUGUUGUAGCAUAAAAACGAAGUACUACUAUUUGUGAUGUUUCCGAGCAGAGAAGACAAAAAAGUAGGUUAUAGAGAACAAAUUGAAGACAUAUUUUAUAGAUAUACAUAUAGUCUAUUAUGAAAAGAACUUUUGGAAUAACAAAAGGCAAUAAUAAUGAAAUAGUAAAACGCAUGUUAGUUACAAAGACAGCUAAAGCAAAGAGGGGGUAGGCCUGCCACGAUAACACAUUCUGAAGCUUAAUAUAUUGAGAAAUAUUGCGAUAAAUUAUAUUAUUGAAACUUCUUUAUGCCACUAAAUCGGUUUUUAAAGGUGCACUGUUUAACUUUUUCUCAUGGAGAUGUUAUAGCUUUGCCCAGAAUGUCCCACAGUACGGCAUUAAAGUCAUCUAUCUCUUGCACUGAUUCAAUUACAGGUAUUUUUAUUGCUCAGAAAUAUUUCAAAAAGCAUGCAUCUGUGCUGUGAGUGGGCUGCCUCUCCACAGAGCUGACCCAUAACUUGGCCUGGUGGUGUAACUUAAGUGUUUUAAUGGAGAUCCAAAAGUUUAAGCACCAGAAAUGUUAUGCAAUGCAUCUUUACAUAGAUAGUAUCAUUAAAAAUCAGCAGGGAUAGAUCAAUAUAUUGGUUGGCUGAUAUAUUUUGCCGAUAUUUGGGCUUUUUAACAUAUCCAGUGUUGGGGAGUAACAGAUUACAUGUACCAGAGUUACAUAAUCAGAGUACAAAUUAUGAGUAACUGUAUUCAGUUACAGUUACUGUUUCAAUGAGUGGUAAUUGGAUUACAGUUACUUUGUCAAAAUUAAAUGGAUUACAUGGCGGUAUUUUCCUGUUUUCACAUUUUGGGCUAAACCAGGACUAAACCGGGGUCUAAACCAGAUCUAACCCAGGACUAAACCAGGACUAAACCAGGUCUAAACCAGGUCUAAACCAGGACUAAACCAGGACUAAACCAGGUCUAAACCAGGACUAAUCCAGGUUUAAACCAGGUCUAAAUCAGGAUUAAACCAGGUCUAAACCAGGACUAAACCAGGACUAAACCAGGCCUAAACCAAGUCUAAACCAGGACUAAACCAGGUCUAAACCAGGUCUAAACCAGGUCUAAACCAGGUCUAAACCAGGUCUAAACCUAGGUCUAAACCAGGUCUAAACCAGGAAUAAAUCAGGUCUAAACCAGGACUAAACAAGGUCUAAACCAGGUCUAAACCAUUUCUCUAUCAGUAAUAUGUUUAAUAUGGUUAAGGAAAUACUGGGCUUUUUGUGUCUUUUAGCAGACAAAACAUCUUCGUCUUUGCUUCUCUACAGCAAACAAAAGUCUGUUCAUGGAGACUUGGGCUCAACAGACAAUUUGAAGAGAACAAACAAGAAUUUUCAGGAUGUGGUUGCUACAUCCAUGUAGUUUUAAAAAGCAUGACAAUAUGAAGUAAUCCAAAGUAUUCAGAUUACAUUACCCCCCCUUAAAGUAAUUUAAUGGAUUACGUUACAAACUACAUUUUGGAGUAUGUAAUCUGUAAUCUGUAGGGGAAUACAUUUUAAAAGUAACCCUCCCAACACUGAGCAUAUCAGAUAUCAGCCUUAAAGGUGCAUUGUGUCACUUUUUGGUUGGGAGUCUGUCACCUUCUUGUUUCUAUGGAUACGUCAUUGCUCUGCCUGGAAUGUUCCACAGUAUGACAUUAAACAGCUCAAUUACACGUGGUUUUAUAAUUCAAAAACACCUUGAAAAACUGGCAUUCUGACUGUGAGUGGGGUCGCCUCUCCACAGAUCUGACCUGUAACAGUAACACUUGGUUUGGUUUAAUGCCAUACUGUGAAACAUUCCAGACAAAACAAUAACAUCUGAGGAAUGCAUUUGACGGCCCCUCCACCACAAAAGUUACACAGUGCAGUUUUAAAUCUCCAGCGUAGAUCGAUAUUUAAUUUCAGUCGAUAUCUGCUGCCUAAAAAAUACACACAAAGCUUUAUUUAAACACAAUUUUUUUUACAAAAAUAUGAGUCCAAAAGUGAGACUACACAGCUUUCUUAAAGGUUUGUGAUAAAUAAAAAGUGCUUUCGGCGAAGUUGUAGUAAAUUUAAAUGACAUAACAUGGAGAAAAUAAUCAAAAUAGGUCCUGGAUAUCGGCGAAAAUAUAUCGACAAAGCUUAUUGGCCGUCAUUUUCUCUGGAUUCUAAACAAUCUGAUAAUUACUUAACCAUAAAGGUGACUUAUUCUACCAUCUACAGCUCAAAUCUUACCAUAUUAUGACAAAAAAUAACUAAAUUCUCGCCAUUAUUGCAAAGAAAAAGUUCCCAUGAUAAAUACUGAACCCCAAAACAUAUAAUUCCAGCUUUUAUAUAUUACAUACUUACAUAUAUAUAUAUAUAUAUUUAUAUACAUAAAUCUAUACUGUAAUUAUCGUGACAGGCCUAAGAGGGGGUAGAUUUUGUUGUGCAACUACUUUGUUUUUCGUUACAUUCAGUGCAUCGGAUACGUGUUUUUGAGCUGUAUCUGGGCUCCGUAUAAUAUUGAUAAAAUGGCUGUAAUGUUUUUUUUUUUGGGACAUUUCUUCCACUGAUGACAUCGUGCAGAAAAGGGGCUGUAUACAUGCACUGUUCAACCUGGUCUCCCUUGGGUUUCUAUUAAAAAUACAAAGAGACUCUUGUUAUUACUGUGUGUUUAAUUUACACUUCAAAUGGUUUUCUUACGGGAGUUCUUUAGAAGGAAAGCGACUUACAGCAACAAAAAAAUACAAUAUAAUAAUACUAUUACUCACCAUGUAUUGCACAUUGAAGUAUUUUCAUGAGUACU
This is a messenger RNA of Boleophthalmus pectinirostris (great blue-spotted mudskipper), 4573 nucleotides long. RefSeq names its product GPRIN family member 3b (gene gprin3b). The record is from RefSeq and is a predicted model, not a curated record. Gene Ontology annotation, cellular component: plasma membrane. Gene Ontology annotation, biological process: neuron projection development. NCBI's taxonomy places the organism in Eukaryota, Metazoa, Chordata, Actinopteri, Gobiiformes, Gobiidae.